CUCCAGCCUUCCUCUUUGUAGAGUACUUCAUGAGUAGUUCGCAGGGGAUUGCCCAGGCGGUAUUUUUAUGGGGCUUCUUUUUUUCUCAGUAACUUGUAAAGUGGAACUUAGUAUUCCUUUUUUUGGUUCAGUGAGAUCACGGAGUGGGAGGCUCCCUUCGCGCCUACACAUUUCAUCACUAGAGCGAACUGUAAAUCAUUUCUUUGACAGAAGGACAGAACCAGCAGAAAGAAAGCUCGAGCCGGGGCAUACACUAGGCACUCCAACUUCGACGAGGAUGGUGGCGACUGUUUUUCUACUUUUGGUUGCCGCUGCAGUGGCAUUGGGCGACUCUGAAGUCAGACUCGGAAAACCAGAGAAAGUAAAAGUGAAUUCCAAACACUUCAGAUAUAUCCUGACAUGGGAGUCGCAUCAUUCAAAUACUUCAUUAAAUGUAUCGUAUCAAGUGCAGUACAAACGAUAUGGCCGUCAUCUGUGGGAAGAAGCACUCUGUUCCAAUAUUUCGCAUUGUCAUUGUGACCUCACCGUGGGCCUCUUGAGUCUGUAUUUCAAACAGGAUCAUCACAAGGAUCAUCACAAGCAUUACAAUGCCAGAGUUCGAUCUGUCUCUGGGAACAUUACAUCUAACUGGACAGUAUCCGUCAGGUUCAGCUUGCUGAAAACUGAAAUAGGUCCUGCUAAACUUGAAGUAUGGAGAGAUGGCAACAACUUCAACUUCAGAAUUUCCCCACCUGUUUUGAUGGCCGGAAGCCAUACAAAAAGUAUUAAAGAAGUGUUUUUGUCAAGGUUACGCUACACUGUUCUCCUGAGGAGCUCCAAGGAUAACGAAACACAUCCCUAUAUUGUCUUCCAUGAGAAUGGAAGCAUCCCAUACAUGGAGCACAAACAGACCUACUGUGCCAUUGUGACUGUAGAAGUGGAGAGUUACCCAUCAAAUCAGAGCAUGGAGUCAGAAGAGCAGUGCAUCACCUUUCCUGAAAAAGGUAAUGUUUUUAGUGUCGUCCUUGCCGGAGGUUGUGUUGUUGCUGUCAUCCCAGGGUUGCUAGUGAUUUUUGCUCUCCUUAUUCACGCUUACAUCCAUCAGCCCACAAAGACUCCAGACGUGCUGAAAUCUAUCUUAGAGCACAAGUGCUACCCUAGGACUCUAGACCAUCGCAUCUUUAUGCAUGAGAAAUGUAUAGAGAAUUUUACAGUAUGCACACCAUCCAUGAGGCCUUGUAGCUUAGACAGUGGUGUGUGCUUUGAACGUCUCUCACCUUUCAUGUCAACCUUUCAUGCAUUCCAUCAGGAUUGCCAAGAGAAGAUGCUGAAAUUGCAAGACCAGAGUGACCCAGAGGAAAAAUGCACCAGUGUGGACAGUGGUGUUUGUUUUAGGAGGGCAUCUUCAGAGUCUUCCCAGUCACAUGGUUUUCAGAAUGAUCUGCAUCAGACCCAGACAUAUGACUUAGAAGAAACUAAUGCUGUAAGAAUGUGUUCUACUGAUGAUAGUGGGAUAAGCAUGGAAAGGCAGUCCUUGUGUGUAAGGAGAUAUAGCUAUUUGGGCACGAGUCAGCCUGCUGCUUGUGAGGAAGGAGAACUUGUUCUUGCAUAUGGCAGUAGCUGUGACAGUGGUGAUGGCAAUCUCCAGAAUGGGAUAGAACCUGUGCAUUUCAAUAUGUACUUGAAACAACAGACCGUAACUACACAACUUGUAGAGGAUCAGGAAUUACACGGGGACAGAAAUAACGCAGAAGGCACAGCACAAAGCCCUGACACAGACCACUUUUAUAGUUGGAGAUGUCCAAAUUUUGAAAAUGUUAGUAACGUAGGUGAUGGAAUAGAAAGAGCAGAAGGUGUCUCAGACUUUGAAGAGUUCCAGCCUUAUCUGAAACAAGCACCUGCACAUAUAAGCAGCAAUGAUUUAGAGUUAGACAGUGUUGAUAGUACGCAUGAUAACCAACCUUAUCUGAGCAGCUUCUUGCAUAAACUUGAAGUUACACAAUCUGAUCAGUGCAAAGAUGAUCUGUACAGACCAACAUAUCAGAAUCAGGACUAUAAACUUCUAAAGUCAUUGCAAGUCUGUUCUGAUCUUUCUGUAGAAAACUCUGCAGUUCUUCACUCCUGGGCAGUGCCAUCCAGAUGUACACAAUGGGAUCCUACAGACAUGCAGAGUGUUAAUUUACUAACAGACAUGGAAAUCAUUGUUGCUAACCUUUAA
Messenger RNA from Protopterus annectens (West African lungfish), 2197 nucleotides. RefSeq names its product interleukin 10 receptor subunit alpha (gene IL10RA). The transcript is spliced from 7 exons. The record is from RefSeq and is a predicted model, not a curated record. Gene Ontology annotation, molecular function: protein binding. NCBI's taxonomy places the organism in Eukaryota, Metazoa, Chordata, Ceratodontiformes, Protopteridae. The coding region runs from base 68 to 2197 and encodes 709 amino acids.